AUGCACCACAUCAAGCCAGGUGCUUCCUUCGCUCAAGCAUACAACGCAAUAAAAGCAUACUUUGACACGCCCAACAACCAGACAGAUUACUACCAGGAGUGGACCACAGUCACUCUUGCUGGAGAGCGCCAAAGCAAUCCCAGCAAAUCGUGGGUUGAGGUCGUAGAUCUCAUGCGAGCAUUAGGAUCAGUAUAUGCUGGUGAUGAACACCUUAUUGCCGCCAUCACAAGAGCGUGCCAAUCUACACCAGAAAUGGGCGAGGCUCUCAGUGAACCAACAAGCAGCUUCCAGACAAUUAUUUCUAAGCUGCGUGCCAGGACAGGUGUAGUGCAGCGGAAGGAGUUGGCAAGCCAGUACGUGGUAGAUGAAGUCAAUAAUCCUCAAGUGUUCUAUACGGACAGGAAGUUUAUGGGACGCACAAAUCGUAACAACAGUCCUAUAUCACGUCAAGAAUAUCGACGCAAGAACCGUGACGAUGCCAAACAACUCAGGAAAAGCAAUGGAAGGAAGAAGCUGUCAACCCGCGCUUACCAGACCUUCUUGCAGGAAUAUGAAGGCACCUCGUCGGAAGAGAAAGACGACGAUUCCACCGAGGAGGAGGUUAAGCAGGAUGUGACCACCGCAUACUUUAUGGUCAACCAACUGCAAGAUCAAGAUGAAAAUAACCACCCUGCACCUGCCUCUCAGUUUCUUCUCGACCCCCAUGAAAAUGAGACUUUUUAUGGGAUUAUGCCAGAUACAGGAGCAUCGACUGUCUCAACCAUUGGUAAAGGACAACUUGCCGCCUUCCUGAGACUCUAUCCCUACACCAAGGUCGAUAGAUCGCGUGCAGGGGAGUACUCAGUCCGCUUCGGCAUGGGCAAUCCGAUAAUCUCGACUGCGGUGAUUACCGUGGAAUCGCAGUUUAGUGACAUAGAAUUUAACACCAUGGAUUUACCAACGCCUUUCCUGUUCUGCCUCAAAGAUAUGGAUCGCCUACGCGUUAAGUUUGACAACCUCACCAACGAGAUGAUCCAGGGAGACCUUAUCGUACCGGUUAUUCACAAGCGAGGCCACCCGUGGUUCUUCCUGGAUGAGAAGUAUGCACCAGAGGCGUUUCUAACUGAGGUCGAGAUGAGGCGGUUACAUCAACGGUUUGGUCACCCUGCAGUUGAUAGGCUGCACAAGGUCUUAAAGCGUGCAGGCCAUCUUGACGUGGAUUAUAAGGUGCUUGCGCAGAUUGAAGAAUUCUGCCACCAUUGCCAAAUGAACCGGCAAGCACCCAAACGGUUCAAAUUCACGUUGCAUGACGACUGCGAGUACAACUACGAGAUCGUUGUUGAUGUUAUGUAUCUUGAUGGCAAGCCAGUACUGCACAUCGUUGACUGGGCAACCUCAUUCCAAGCAGCGAAAUUCUUGAAGUCUCUGUCAACUAAGGAUACCUGGGAAGCACUCCGGGUAGCGUGGAUUGACACAUAUCUUGGUCCCCCUGAUGUCAUAUCCCACGACGCAGGAACGAAUUUUGCUGCAGCAGAAUUUAGAACUGAGGCCAAGAUAAUGGGAAUCCAAUGCCACCAGGUGCCAGUCGAGGCUCACAAUGCUAUUGGCAAGGUUGAACGGUACCACACACCACUGCGCCGCGCUUAUAAUAUCAUAUUGUCGGAACUCGGUGCAAGCGUCGACAAGGAGAUCAUACUUCAGAUGGCGGUUAAGACUGUCAAUGACACAGUAGGACCAGAUGGAUUAGUACCAACCGUACUAGUCUUUGGUGCCUAUCCUUGCAUGACUUACGACUUGCCACCAUCAGCAUUGACAGCAAAGCGCGCCCAGGCCAUGAGGAAGGCCAUGAUCGACUUAAGGAACACCAUGGCCACGCGUAAAGUCAAUGACGCUCUCAAGGCCAGGAACGGCCCGAUUGUCACGGAAACGCUCAACCUGGCACCAGGAACCGACGUGCAGGUCUGGCGAGAAGGUAAAGGAUGGACUGGCCCGCACAAAGUUAUCUCAGUUAACGAUUACAAUGUGAUUGUGGACCUACCCAGCGGUGUCACUGAUUUCCGUGCAACUUCAGUACGACGUUACCAGCGAGACGAGAUCGAGUCGUCUCCGACUCGGCGCCUACUAGGCACUGAUCUUCCUCCUCAAAAGGAGGAAGAAGGUAGAAAAAUCGAUGGCCUACUGGCGGGCCGGAAAAGUGGCCCAGCAUUUGCUCGGGGAUCCUCCUCAUGCGACGCUGCUGCCGGCGCGCUGCAAGAAGUGGAAUCAGGAGAGCCUGCCGGCGCGGCAAAUCCGAAUCGCCGCCUGAGGACGAGAGGGAUUCAUGUUCCUGACGCACCAGUAAUGCCGCCAGCGCCACGCCGCCGAGGACGACCUCCAGGUUCGAAGAACAAACCAAAGACCUAUACCAAUGAGGUCGAGGUGUUCCUAUCUAGGAAGGAAAAAGACGACCUAGAACUAGCAGUCAAGCUGCGCCGAGAAGGGAAGAUAACCGCGGACGGCGCGCCAUUUGAGCUCUCUGCAAUGGCUGAGAUCGAUGGUCUCAUUGCGAGUGGCACUUUCAAGAUAAUGCACCAUGAUGAUUUGGAUCUCAGAGGCGUACGAAUCUUCAACUCCCGGUUGGUCAAUGAGAUAAAAGGCAAGAACGAGAAACCGUACGAGAAGUCACGCCUCGUCAUACAGGGUUAUAACGACGCGGGCAAAACUGGCAUACUGACACAAGCGCCGACGAUUCAGCGCGCCAGCCAGCGCCUUGUCGUGUCACUUAUCGCUACGCUGAUUCUCAUGGGCAUGGUUGUCGAUCUGCGUGAUAUUACCCAGGCGUACACACAGUCAAAAAGUAAGCUACAACGCCUGAUUGUUGCCAACCUGCCAGCCGAGAUGAGAGAUAAAUACCCACCGGAUUCGCUACUCCUUGUGGAAGGUGCCUUGUACGGGAUCCCUGAAGCCGGUGUACACUGGUUUGACACAUAUCAAUCCCAUCACAAGGACCGGCUGGGUAUGGAGACAUCCACGUACGACCCGUGCCUCCUCAUGACGACUAAAGGGAAGGAGAACUUUGGCCUUGUCGGUAUGCAGAUGGACGAUACCCUGCUUGUCUCAACAGAAAGUUUUGCCGGAGAGGAACAAGUGGCUUUACAAGAAGCUGGCUUCAAGGCGAAGCCUAAGACACGCCUAUCCCAACAAGUGCCAAUAGAAUUCAAUGGCGCUAGAAUCACUUUGCAAGAUGAAAAGGUCUAUUUCCGCCAAAAGGGCCAAGCCGCAAAGAUAAAGCCAGUGGGCAAGGAAGACCGCGCACAAAAGUACGUGGAACAACGCGCGCGCGGUGCGUACUUAGCUUCAAUCUGCCAACCUGAAGCGGCGUACGACUUGGCAGUGGCCGCUCAGCUGCAGGAGAAAGACCGAUCUGAGGCAGAUUAUGACGCGUUGAAUAAACGUCUCAUAUGGCAAGCCGAGAACCCAGAUAGAGGUCUCUGCUUCGUUCCGAUUGAUUUGACCAAGGCCAAGAUCAUGAUAUUUACCGACGGUUCCUUCGCCAACAACCGGGACUUGACCUCCCAAAUUGGCUUCCUCAUUGCCAUGGUAAAUGAGGAUUUUUCCGAAUCAGGCCAAUUCACGAUAACCGGCAAUAUCUUGCACUGGGCUUCGUCUAAGUGCAAGCGGAUUACACGUAGUGUACUGGCCUCCGAGAUUUAUGGCCUCACUACUGGCUUCGACCAAGGUUUUACCCUGGCCAGUACAGUCAACAUGAUUACCAAGAGGCUCGGCCAGCCUGAGAUGCCGGUAGUAGUCUGCACAGAUUCCUACUCGCUAUAUGAGUGCCUCACGAAGCUUGGAACGACUAAAGAAAAGCGCUUAAUGAUCGAUCUCAUGGCGCUUCGCCAGUCAUAUGAGCGACAUGAGAUUGACGAGAUCCGAUGGAUCCACGGUGACGACAACCCUGCAGAUGCCUUUACAAAGUCAAACCCGAACAAGGCCCUGCGGGACUUCGUUGGAUCCAACAAGGUGACGAUCCGGGUGGAAGGCUUCGUUGAGAGGACCAGGAUUGAUUAG
Molecule: messenger RNA, 4029 nt
Organism: Talaromyces stipitatus ATCC 10500
Lineage: Eukaryota; Fungi; Ascomycota; Eurotiomycetes; Eurotiales; Trichocomaceae
Exons: 4
Coding region: 1-4029 (1342 amino acids)
Biological process (GO): DNA integration
Molecular function (GO): nucleic acid binding
Source: RefSeq, a predicted model, not a curated record